AUGGCCCCAGGCAGCAUGCAGGCCUGGUGCAGGAGCACGGUGGAGGAUGAUGCUUCGGAGCGGGUGCUGUCGGAGGAGGACGUGGCAGCGGCUGUGGAUGCCUGGGCCUGCGGUGCCGCUGCGCUGCUCAAACCCUGGCGGCCUCUGGAACCUGUGUUGCCAGUGAAGGGCACGAGGAACGUGCUGAUCACCGGCACCCUGCCCUACGUCAGCAAUGUGGCCCACCUGGGCAACAUCAUCGGCUGCGUCCUCAGCGCCGACACCUUUGCCGGGCACUGCCGCCUGCGGAGCUGGAACGCGCCGUACGUGUGCGGCACUGAUGAGCACGGCACGGCCACCGAGACCAAGGUGGUGGAGGAGGGGCCGGCGCCACGGGAGAUCUGCGACAAAUUGCCACCGCCUCGCUCCUUUCUCUUGUCCCGCCGCAUUCUGCAGGACAUCUUCCAGCGCCUACAGGCCCGCGGCUUCGUGCUGCAGGACACGGUGCAGCAGCUGCACUGCGUCAGCUGGCAGCACUUCUUGGCUGACCGCUUCGUGGAGGGCACCUGCCCCUUCUGCACCUACCAGGAGGCGCGUGGCGACCAGGGUGACAAGGGUGGCAAGCUCAUCGACACCGUGGAGCUGAAGACGCCUCGCUGCAAGCUGUGCGGCAGGAGCCCCACACUGAAGCCCACCCGGCACCUCUUCCUCGACCCCCCCCAAGAUGGAGGAGCGGCUGCAGCCAUGGCUGGAGCACUGCUGGGCCACUGGGAACCGGACGGCCAACACCCGCUGCAUCACGCACUCCUGGAUCCAUGAUGGGCUGCAGCUGCGCUGCAUCACGUGGGACCUGCGGUGGAGCACACCCGGGCCUCUUGACGGCAUCUGCGACAAGGUGGGUACUUCCAUGACAAGGUGGAGACCGGCUGGGUGCUAAAAGCAAUUGGGGUUUGAGCAUCGCGUGCACUGUCUGUCACUGUGGGCAUCCCUCCAUCACUGUCACUCAUUUCUCUGGUAAUUAGAUUUCGG
Messenger RNA from Numida meleagris (helmeted guineafowl), 1008 nucleotides. Its product is annotated as methionine--tRNA ligase, cytoplasmic-like. Gene Ontology annotation, cellular component: cytosol; aminoacyl-tRNA synthetase multienzyme complex. Gene Ontology annotation, biological process: methionyl-tRNA aminoacylation. Gene Ontology annotation, molecular function: ATP binding; methionine-tRNA ligase activity. NCBI's taxonomy places the organism in Eukaryota, Metazoa, Chordata, Aves, Galliformes, Numididae. The transcript has 7 exons. Bases 1 to 798 code for a protein of 265 amino acids. The record is from RefSeq and is a predicted model, not a curated record.